AUGCUUUCACACUUUCUCAUACAAAACCAACAACCACAAGAAAAGCACAAAGCCUUAAAAACUCCUAUUAAUUCCCUUCACUUCUAUCACUUACCAGAAAACACACAACUAAAAAACACUACUUCUCUUGAAAUCUAUACUUAUCGAUCUUUGAUCUUUCGAAAAAGAGUGAAAAUGAGGACUAAUGUUAGUUUCCAACAGGCACUAACUGUUGAAUCUUCAAGUAUAGUGAAACAAGCUUUGAGCUUAGCUAAAAGAAGAGGACAUUCACAUGUAACUCCUCUUCAUGUAGCAAGUGCAAUGUUAGUUUCCUCUUCGUCUACGCUUUUAAGAAAAGCUUGUUUUCAAACAAAUUCUCAUCCAAUUCAGUACAAAGCUCUUGAACUUUGCUUCAAUGUAGCACUCAAUAGGCUUCCUACCUCUGCAUCUAAUCCGAUUCUCGAGCCUCAUGUUCACCCUCCUUUUCUUUCUAAUGCCUUAGUUGCUGCAUUUAAGAGGGCACAAGCUUAUCAACGUCGCGGUUCAGUAGAGAAUCAGCAACAACAACAGCACCUCAAAGUAGAAAUUGACCAGCUUGUUAUAUCAAUUCUUGAUGAUCCUAGUGUUAGCAGAGUUAUGAGUGAAGCUGGUUUUUCUAGCAUCCAACUAAAAACCAAUGUAGAACACGCUAUUUCUUCCGAAAAUAGCACUAAACCGAUGGUCAUAGCAUCAGGAAACAACCUCAAGUUGUCACUAUGCAAAUCAGGUGAUGAUCCAAGUGUUAGCCGAGUCAUGAGGGAAGCCGGUUUUUCUAGCAUCCAACUAAAAACCAAUGUAGAACACGCUAUUUCUUCGGAGAUUUCUUGGAAAAAUAGCUCAAAAUUGAUGGUUAUACCACCAGGAGAUAACCUUAAACUGUCACUAGGCAAAUCAAGUGAUGAUCAAAUCAAGAAUGAUGAUGUGAUGAGUGUUAUAGAAGCAAUGAUGAACAAGAAAAGGAGAAACACAGUUAUUGUAGCAGAGUGUUUAGCUAAUGCUGAAGGGGUUGUUAGAGGAGUUGUUGAUAAGUUCGAUAAAGGAGAAGUAUCAUCACACAUGAAACAUGUUCAGUUCAUAAGUGUUCCACUUUCUACACUGAGAAAUGUCUCGAAAGAAGAAUUCGAGGCCAAGAUUAGAGAGCUAAGGAUUUUACUAAAAAGUUGUAUACACAGAGGGGUUGUUUUAUAUUUAGGUGAUCUUGAAUGGAUAUCUGAGUUUUGGACUAAAGUACACAAUGAGCAAAAAAACAACUACAUGAUAUUGGAGCUUAGUCGAUUGUUAUGUGGCGAAAUGAGUGAAAACGGAAGGCUAUGGCUUAUGGGAAUUGCUAGUUUUCCAACUUAUACGAAAUGUAAAACUGGCUGUCCUUCUCUACGGACUCUUUGGGAUCUUCAUCCUCUUACACUCCCGGUUGUCAGCUUGGAUCUCAACCUUAACCUCGAAAGUUCUGUCCACAAACAUGAUCAUAACUUUAUAGACAAAGGCUUGUUUAGUCCAUCUUCAUCUUCUCCUUGUUCCUCUACUUCGAUUUCUUCUUCAUCGAAGAAAGAACAUCAAUUCUUGAAUACAAAGCCUGAACUUCUAUCGAAUCCCAAUUCGAUUCCUAAUUCAGCUUCAUCAAGUGAAGCAAGUGGACAUAUUGAGCACUUAGAGCUAUGUUGCUCUGACUCUCCAGAAAUGUUGUUGCACUCGUGUCAGAUCCUUCAGAAAUGCACGCACUCAUCAACAUUUUUGAACAGUUCGAGCAACGUAAAGAUUCUUUGCAAGGCAUUGGAGAAAGUAGUUCCAUGGCAAAAAGAUAUCAUUCAUGAUAUAGUAAGCACAAUUCUUGAACGUAGACACAAAAAGGAAGAAACUUGGCUUUUGUUCUUAGGUGUUGAUUCUCAUGGCAAAGAGAAAAUUUCAAAAGAGUUAGCUAAAAUAAUCUUUGGCUCUCAAGAUUGUUUCAUUUCCAUUGGAUUAAGUACAUUUUCAUCAUCAACAAGAACAGAUUCAACUGAUCAAGAAGUCAAUAACAAAAGAUCUCGAGACGAGCAAGGUCGGAGUUAUCUUGAGAGAUUUACAAAUGCAAUUCAAGAAAAUCCAAGGAGAGUGUUCUUCAUGGAAGAUAUGGAUCAAGUUGAUUCUUUUUCACAAAAGGGUAUUCAAAAAGCUAUUGAAAGUGGAAAAUUAACACUUCCUAAUGGUGAUUUAGUGUUAAUUAAAGAUUCUAUAAUCAUUUUCAGCUGUGAAGAGUACUUUAGUUCAAUUUCAAGAACAUGUUUUCCUACAAAUAUUCAGAAAUUUAGUGAAGAAAAUAAUGCUUCAUUGGAUUUGAAUAUUGCCAUUGGAGAAAAUAGGGAUGAAAAACAAAUUAUGUUGAAGAUUUGA
Molecule: messenger RNA, 2388 nt
Organism: Solanum verrucosum
Lineage: Eukaryota; Viridiplantae; Streptophyta; Magnoliopsida; Solanales; Solanaceae
Product: protein SMAX1-LIKE 3-like
Molecular function (GO): ATP binding; ATP hydrolysis activity
Source: RefSeq, a predicted model, not a curated record